This is a messenger RNA of Penicillium coprophilum, 1434 nucleotides long. Its product is annotated as glycosyltransferase family 31 protein. The record is from RefSeq and is a predicted model, not a curated record. The transcript has a single exon. Gene Ontology annotation, molecular function: acetylglucosaminyltransferase activity. The coding region runs from base 1 to 1434 and encodes 477 amino acids. Lineage: Eukaryota; Fungi; Ascomycota; Eurotiomycetes; Eurotiales; Aspergillaceae. Gene Ontology annotation, cellular component: membrane.
AUGAUCUUCAAUGCGCGGGAUGGAUCUGUCCCAGGGGUAUCAUGGGCCUGGAAAAAGAUGCUGCGGUUUGGAGUCGCCUUCUUGUUUGUAAUAGGAUUUGUUGUCGUACUAUGGCCCUCAGUCGAACCAGUGAAAUUGCCGCUGGAGACAGCUGUCAACACAACCAUCACUGUCGGCCCCGAUGUCCCGUGCGAUCUCGAUCUUGAUAAAUUGGCAGACCUGAAAGUCCUUCAUGUCACCCAAUAUACCCGCCGAGAAAUCGUACUCGAGAUGACAGAUGAACCAGUGCCCUACACGCAGUGGCUUGACGAGCCAUUCUUGCAAAUGCCAAAGGGCACUGAGGGAGCGGCGGAUGGGUGCUCCAUUCCCGCCCCAGUGUCCUUGCGGGUCCCCCAGCCGCCAAAAUUGGCGGACGCAUCACACAUCGAUUUUGGAGUCGCAACCAGUGUCGAGAGAUUGAAUGAGUCUCUGAACGCAUUUGCUCACUGGGCUGGAUACUCGCGCGCUCGCAUUUUCGCACUUAUCGAACCGGAUAAGUCAGAAACCGGGAUCCGGGAUGUUCAGGCCAAGGCCGACAGUCUUGGAGUCAACCUCUACAUCACAGAGUCGGACGAUGACUACCUCAACCGAUACUUCGCGCUAAUCCCUCAUUUACAACAAAAUGCCCGGGAAUCAACCCAAUGGGGCUGUAUCAUCGACGACGAUACCUUCUUCAUGUCGAUGCCUAGACUAGUGAAUGCGCUGGCUGAAUACGAUCACACCACCUCCAUGUAUAUUGGCGGAUUGUCAGAGUCUAUCCCGCAGAUCGCGGCAUUCGGGAUGAUUGGAUUUGGAGGCGCGGGCGUCUUCUUAUCGAAACCCCUCCUGACGGAAUUGACUAACGUAUACGACGAGUGCUCUGCGAUGGAUUUCACGGGCGAUCGCCGCAUCGCCAUCUGCAUCUACCGUUACACCAAAACUCGACUCACGGUGGACCACCGUCUGCGACAAUUGGACUUGGUACACGACGCCUCCGGAUUCUUCGAGUCCGGCCGCGAGCCCUCCCUCACAGUGCACCACUGGAGGUCCUGGUUCCUCACCGACAUGCCGAAGCUAGCGGUGGUCGCUGAACUAUGCGGUGACAGCUGCCUCCUCCGCAAAUGGCACUUUGGCGACGGCUGGAUCUUGACGAAUGGGUUCUCAGUCAUCAAGUAUCACGCCGACCCAGACAAGGAUGACAUGUCCAUGGAGCAGACCUGGGACCCGCACAAUGGCGCCAAUGAUGAAUCUUACCUGCACGAGCUGGGACCCCUCCGUCACAAGGAUGAGGACAAGAAGAGCUUCCUGUUGGUGGAUGCCAUCCACGAGCCAAACGACCGUAUCACUCAGUGGUACGUUAAGCGCGAUGAAAAGAACGGCGAUCAAAUCUUGGAGCUGUCAUGGCGCUUAAGGUAA